AUGGCUACACUCAUCCAAGAGAAUGGUAUUAAAGAAUUAAGCAAAGCUACACAUGGAGUAGUUAGUAACCAUGGAAUGUCUAAUCAUACACAUACAAUGCCUAGACACAUGGUACCCGACCAUGAAUAUUGUGAAGCAGGUAAUCCUGGACAGCCACCACAACAGGGCCUGGAUGUUGGAGAUGGAGUUCAGCCAAUGGCACAAGAAGAAGAGGAAGAAACUCCAGAAAUUGACAUAGUGAUAAACAAUGUUGUGUGUAGUUUUAGUGUUAAGUGCCACCUGAACUUGAGACAGAUUGCGUUGAAUGGUGUGAAUGUUGAAUUUCGACGCGAAAAUGGUAUGGUGACUAUGAAGCUGCGACGUCCUUACACGACUGCAUCAAUUUGGUCGUCAGGACGCAUUACAUGCACAGGUGCAACAAGUGAAGACCAAGCUAAAAUAGCAGCAAGGAGAUAUGCUCGGGCACUACAAAAGCUUGGUUUUCAAGCACGCUUCAGGAACUUCCGGGUAGUCAAUGUUCUUGGGACCUGUCGAAUGCCCUUUGGAAUUAAGAUCAUAGCAUUUUCAAAACAAUAUAAGGAAGCAGACUAUGAACCAGAACUGCAUCCUGGUGUGACAUACAAACUGUAUAAUCCUAAGGCCACAUUGAAGAUAUUCUCUACGGGUGGAGUCACAAUUACAGCCCGCAGCGUGAACGACGUACAGUCAGCCGUCGAGCGCAUUUUCCCACUGGUGUACGAGUUCCGUAAGCCUCGUUCCGCAGCCGACGAAGAGGCGCUUCGGCAGAAGCGUGCCGCCCGCAACCGUCCGCCCGUGGACCUCCAGCCCCGCAGAGAGAAACCCCAAGACAACAUGAUGCUUGUCACCCUCUCUGAAGAAGAGAACGAAUGGGAGUGA
Molecule: messenger RNA, 897 nt
Organism: Pieris macdunnoughi
Lineage: Eukaryota; Metazoa; Arthropoda; Insecta; Lepidoptera; Pieridae
Source: the annotation of a GenBank genome assembly